Messenger RNA from Cololabis saira (Pacific saury), 1361 nucleotides. RefSeq names its product barrier-to-autointegration factor-like protein. NCBI's taxonomy places the organism in Eukaryota, Metazoa, Chordata, Actinopteri, Beloniformes, Belonidae. Bases 701 to 1144 code for a protein of 147 amino acids. The transcript is spliced from 5 exons. The record is from RefSeq and is a predicted model, not a curated record. Gene Ontology annotation, molecular function: DNA binding.
UAUAUAAACUUGGAUAAUCUUGAGCUCUCCGGUGUUGUAGUUUUGUUAAGGAUCAGUACUUCACUUUGUGGAAGUGCAUACAAUUUCCACGACAAUUUGGCAUUGUUGGCAGGAUCUGAAGUGUAACUUCGUCAGGAGAGGACCCUGGUGAUUUGGCCUUCCUGAGGAUAAAUUACCUCAGCCCUACCGCGAUUGACGAUGGAAAGGAUGGACCAGGAAUCACCACCCCGACGUCGGAACACUGCUGGGAUCCUCGGACCUCUCUUUGGGAGAACUCCAGUUAGAGGCAACACGUCUUGCGAUGUCUCCCGAUGUCUCCCGAUGUCUCCCGAUCCCUCGCUACCCACGCAACUUCCUCCAUGCUCCGAUUGGCUGAUACGGACUGUUGGGGCGGGUGUUAAUCGAAACAAACCACGUGCCCUCCACGUGGCCUCUGAUUGGCUGAUAGCCUGCACGCCAAAAUAGAGUCGCAGGCGGCAAGUGCGUGGGCUACCUAUCAACAGGCCGGACCAGCGACGCGCCACCCACAGGGGAGUUCUUAAGCCACGGCCCCCGCGGCCAUCUUGAAACGCGAGAAACCGAGCGGAGAGCAGCGGGAAAGAGGACUCGUGGCGCCGGCAUCUCAUUUGACUAAUCACAGGACACCACCUCGUUGUUUGAUAGCGACAGAUAAAACACGGAACCUGUUUCCUGCAGCAGAAUGCCAACCACUACUAGGAAGCACCGGGACUUCGUGCGUGAGUCGAUGAAGAAGCCGGUGACGGCGCUGCCGGGGAUCGGGCCAGUGCUGGGCCAGAGGCUGAGGAACGAUGGCUACAUCACGGCCGGAAGGGUUAUGGCUGAGUUUGUGCUGCUGGGCGGAGACCCGGAGGAGUUCAAGAACUGGCUGCAGCGCACCACCGGCGCCAACCCCUACCAUGCCGGCCUCUGCACUCGGGCCAUGACGGAGUGGUGCGGAAACCGGCAAACCCAGCGCUGCACUCGCCCCGGGCCUAUAAGGUUCUGGUUCUGGGUCCUGGACAGGUUCAGGGCUUGGCUGCAGGACAACACAGGCGUCGACAUCCGCCAGGCUGCUCUGCACUCGGGCCCUGAGCCUAUAAGGUUCUGCUUCUGGUUCUGGGUCCUGGACAGGUUCAGGGCUUAGGGUCAGGGCUUGGCUGCAGGACAACACAGGCGUCGUCCAUACAUCCACCAGGCUGCUCUGCACUCGGGCCCUGAGGGAGUGGUGUGAUCCCUUCAUCUGACCCCCCCUGCUGUGAUUCUGGGACCCGGGAUCCGGUCCCCUGCAAGACGCCUGUGAUGUCAUAGCAACUGUUUUUUUUUAAUGAGAUAUAAAAAUAAAAUGUCUCUUUGGUUGCUGA